AUGUUAUCCCCUCGGACCAAAAGACAACUGCGCAAGCAGAUAUUCCCGCCUCGGCCGCCAACACGGACACGCAGCAAGAAUGCUGCGGCCAGGCGCGAGAGCACCAAGAACAACAACAACAACAGUAGCGACGGCAGCAAAACCAACAAAACCUCUGCGCUACCAAAAGCCCCACAACAACAGCCCGACACAGCAGCAGCAGCACCCGCCGUUGACAUUGAUAUCAGGCACAUCCCACACCUCGUUUCCAGCGCCUGGGCGGACCCGGACCCGACGCCGUUGCUGUCUCACUUUGCGCCGGACCCCGUCUACGUGGACCACGGCGCGCAGCUGAGGAUCCUGUCGUCCGGCUCGCCGCUGCGCCGCCACCAUCAGGACCGGUGGGGGAGCAACAAGGGCCGUCGCCGUGAUGACGACGACGACGACGACGACAACAACAACAGCAAUAACAACAACGCCAGCGGUGGCGGCGACAGCUACGACGGUGUGCUCGUGGCGUGCGAGGUCGACCCGGACCACGACGUCUGGUGGCGCGACGUCGACCUGGCCGCCGGCUACGGGAGAUGCAGGUACCGAACGCUAAACAGGGGUCGGAGGAUCGGCGGCGACCGUGACGGCGAGGUCGAGGGCCGCGAUGGUGGUGGUGAGCAGCAGAGGCGAGACAGCUGGCAGUUUUCCGGCGUCGUGGAUCUGGUAAUCGAGCACGGCAAGAUCGCCAGAUUCGAGGAAUGGCGUCGCCUCCCUGUUGAGGAUGGUGCUCGGGGAGGAGGGCUGGCGCCAAGCGAGUACAAAGUGCUCACUUGA
This is a messenger RNA of Pyricularia pennisetigena, 804 nucleotides long. RefSeq lists its product as uncharacterized. The transcript has a single exon. Lineage: Eukaryota; Fungi; Ascomycota; Sordariomycetes; Magnaporthales; Pyriculariaceae. The record is from RefSeq and is a predicted model, not a curated record. Bases 1 to 804 code for a protein of 267 amino acids.